AUGGAAAAUACGCAAUCAGGCUCUAUUGAAUUAGAAGAAGUUGACAACGGUUCUCCCUUGGUCUCUGAGGAGAUCUGUGAGGAUAAAGAGAAUAUUAACGAUGAAGAGAAGACAGUCGAAGAACAAUCAAGAGGAAAAUCAAAAAAGAGACAACAAACCAAGUACCGCUAUUGCCUUGUGUGUAGGCGAAGAUGUCCUUCCUACUACGCCCAGAUAUUCACUACGAUACCAUCAAAGAGGGAACAAUGGCUUGAAUUGUUGAGCUCGAAGUGUGAGCAAACGAGAGAGGCACUACAGCACAAACUCAAAGACAUCCAUACAAAGAACACAUAUAUCUGUUACGAUCACUUUCAUCCAUCCCAAUUCCUCCAAUGUUACAUUAGUCGCUCCCGAAUCCUGAGUAGGCACGCGAAACCAGAGCCAUAUGUUGAAAAAGAGUUUAUUACUAAUCGUCAUGCUGUUAAAUCCCUCAAACAACUUGAAGAACCGAGUUCAAUUGAAACAAAGCCGAAAACAGUCAAGAGAAAAACUGCUGCCAAACCUAACAAGACGGUUUCAUACAAAACUUCACUUUUCCAAGAAAUUCUCUCUCUGCCCACCGAGCAUCUGACUUCCACUGAGUGGGUGAAGUUGCAAAUCAACCUAGAGCUGCUUCGUAGGAUCCGUAUGACAACAGUCAACAAUUUCCCGGAUUUGAGCAUAUCUCCCAUUCGUGGAAGCAGUGAUGAAAUCAAUGGCACCUUGCAAGUAACACAUGAAAUCAUUGACCUUACAAGAAGUCCUGACCAUACAUGGCCAAUCACAAUAGAAGAAUCUCACAGUCCUAGCCAUAUCUCACUAUCACGAAUUGAUGAAGACCCUGUCCUUAUCCGGGAAACAGAUGAUUUCAGCCGUUCAUACUCGAGGGUCUUUGAACAGAGAUCUUUGAAUCUUAUGAGCUUCCGCCACUCAACAGUGUCUAUUUCAUCUGGUUCUGAAUCUUCUGAAGACGAAGAAAAUGAUGAAAAUGACGAUGUUCAGAUUGAAACUCCCAGUGAAAUUAACAAAUCUUCUGAAGAAGCCUUCAAGAAACUGGAGAGAGCUAUUGAGCCUCUGCUUGAUGAUAGUGAUAGUGAUGGUGAUUGUGAAGAAGAUUUCAUAGAAUCCGACGUUUAUGACUUUUUGGGAGGAAUCAAAGUGUUCGUUGAUGUGCCUUGUGAGGAACAAUCCUCAGACCUUAAAGGUCAGCUAAGAAAAAUGGGAGCUGUAGUCUCUCGGCAAAUCACUUCAACGACAAGCCACAUUGUAUUUGCGGAUGGUGGUUCUAAAACGACUCUGGACAUCGCAUUAUCUAUGGAGAAGAAACCUAUUCUGGUUGAUCCUCACUGGGUUUUUGAAUGUUUCAAACAGGAGAAGUAUGUUAGUGAAAACAUGUAUUCCUUAUAUGGAGGACGAUAUCUCAUUGAGAGCUUGCGCCGGGUAUCAACUGCACUCUCAUUUCAAAUGGGAGACAAUCCAGAUGUUUCCAGCGUCAGUAGCCGAAACAUAAACUUGAGUAGGAGCAUUCAAGCAGAGUCUCAUGAAACUGAUGAGAGCUAUUUGUCGAACUCCAUCAGUCAUGUCGAUCGUUCAUCAACAGUCCAGUCCAGAGCUGACACAACUGCUAGCAUGGAAAUGACAUUUGACAAACCGAUGACCGCAACCCAACUGCUCGUCAAAAUCAAAAAACUGACGAGUAAAUUGGAUAAACUCACAUCAAAUACUAAUGAUCGCUCGUUUCGAAAGAAAUCUGAAUGUCCUCCACCCUCUAAACCCAUUGGGGAUUCUCUUCUUCAAAGUUGUGUUGAGUCUCUUGCCUCUAAAAGAGUAGUUCACAGAAGAAGAACUCAUGCAGGGUUCGUAGUUAGUCAUCGCGAACCUCUAUCCAUAGCUCACUUGCAUCAGGAAGCUAAUAAAAAUGAAUCAGAUGCUGUGACUGGCCGAUUGCCUAAGAUAACAGAGCGUGGUACUUCUCCUGACAAAGAAGUGAGGGAAGAAGUAUGUCGGGUUGUAGGUGUAAAUGAUAUGCGUAAAACAGUUCCAGCAGAUCUCAGGGAGAUUCGUGAGACUUUGAUGAGAAAUGCAUCCUACAGAAGGCGAGGAUCUAACAAGUCCAUGAAACUAUCACGAAUGUUCGGGAAUAUGAAAAUAGAUAACCGGAAGAACAUAAAUGAUAGUCAAUCUUCGAGUGUUCCUUCACUAGAGCCUCCUCGAGGUCGACGAAUAGUGAAAACGGCAUCAAAAGUUAUAAACAAUCUUCAAUGUAUCCCGAGUUCCGAUGAGUUUGUUGGUCGAAAAGAGAGUCGAGUCAAGAACAAGGAGAAGCUCGGAAUAGUUUUCACUUCCUUCCGUAAAUAUGAUGAGGCCUUAUUGAAACAGGAUGCUAGGGUCAUGGGAUUAAGAAUACAAACAGAAAUAACACAAAAUACAAGGUGUGUUAUCAGCGCCACAGGGAGUAGGACUCUGACGACGCUGAGAGGAGUUGUUAACUUGGUUCCCAUUGUUCAUUCAGAAUGGCUCAAGGCAUGUUUGGAGAAAGACUCGUUGGUGCCUUUCGACAACUAUGAAUAUGAUAAUUGGAAUGACCUUAUUGAAGAACGAGCCUCGAAUCCGCUUUCGUUCGAAUCUCUAGGAUAUGUUUUGGUGACGAAGGACUGUAGCCCGCCUUGUGAAGAACUCACUUACCUGAUAAGGAAGAGUGGCGGAAAGAUAACUCACUCUAUUUUGGAAUGUCACAUGGUAGUGACCUCUCCGCAAGCUGAGUUUGAGUUCAGCUGGGGAGACUCUCCUCCUCCUGUUAUUGUGAACGAAAAAUAUGUAUUGGAUUGUAUAACGCAGAAUCGUGUGUUGGAUUGUGAAAACUACAUCUCGCACAGAAUAGAAUCUGUGAGUGACGAAGACUAA
Auanema sp. JU1783 is the source of this 2922-nucleotide messenger RNA. Lineage: Eukaryota; Metazoa; Nematoda; Chromadorea; Rhabditida; Rhabditidae. The record is from the annotation of a GenBank genome assembly.